GCUGAUUGGCGAAAAGCUGUUUUUGCCGGAACAACAUUGCGGGUUUUCGUUUUUUUUCUCUUGAAUUUGUUGUCUCUUCUUUUUGUGUCUUUUACGUAAUUGACGUAACCGACGCAUCCAUCAGCUACUCCUCGCAUUCCCCACACUCCGCCGGAGCACCACCGAUCCAGGAGAACUGGUCUACCCACGCAAUGUCGCGAUCGGCGCAAGAUGUGGCCGCAGUGCUGCGCGGCCUGCGCUUGGUGGCAGAGGCGUGUGGGCGGGAACACCUCAACCAGGGCCGUCACCUAUGGAGCAACUCGAGCGUGCGCGAGCUCAUAGCCUCAAACGUCAUCGAAACGAGUGAAUCAUUGAAGCGAUCUGGCCAGCAGCCCACCGAGGAGCUAAAAAAGUUACAACAAGCCCUCCAGGAGACCGGAGAACGGGGCUACGUGGUGGCCAAAGGCAUCUGUUCCCUCCUCGAGACCCAGAUCCGUUCGACCCAAAAGGAAUUUUCAACAAAAAUCACUGAAUCACCAACGACACCUGCUCCUGCUGCUUAUAGAGAUCCAGUCCAGAGAUCAUCGUCGUCUCCGAAGGUGGUUCGCCCUGAUUUGGAUGCCGCCAACCUGGACAUAUCGUCCAUAACGCUGCAGGAAUUCGAGGAGAUACUCUCCAAGCGCAACAAAAAUCGUAGUGUUAGUUUGAGGACGGCGGCCACCAAGACCAGUCAGCAGAACCAGCCCGACAUGGACAGGGAGCGGGAGAAGGCGGACCAGCAGCCGGAUCAGAAGCCGAAAAAAGGCGGUCCUGGCGAUCCUGGCAUCAUCACCAAGGACACCCAGUACGUGGACAAUGUGAUGCGGUUUGUGGCGGGCGCCCAGCCAGAUGGGAAGCCGGCCACCAAGUCCGACGACACCGUCCAGGAACUCAGCCAAGUGGCCAAGCAACGCAAGGUGCCCUCCUCGCGUCUGGGCAGGAUGGCCUCGUUCGGAGGUCUCUUCGCUGGACUGGGAAUUGGAACGCUCAAUGAACUGACCAAAGGAGCCCUGGGUCUGGGCGGUUCCACCAAUAUGCGGGAGGCCUUCCUCAGCCCGGCGAAUGCGGAACGGAUUGUGGACACCUUGUGCAAGGUGCGAGGAGCGGCUCUGAAGAUCGGACAGAUCCUGAGCAUCCAGGACUCGAGUGUGGUGUCGCCGCAGCUGGCCAAGGCGUUCGAGCGGGUGCGCCAGGCGGCGGACUACAUGCCCGACUGGCAGGUGGAGCGCGUGAUGAACACCCAACUGGGUGCCGAUUGGCGUGGGAAGCUCCAGAAGUUCGAGGAAAAGCCGUUCGCCGCCGCCUCCAUCGGUCAGGUGCAUCGGGCGACGCUGCUGGACGGCAUGGAGGUGGCCAUUAAGAUUCAGUAUCCGGGCGUGGCCCAGAGCAUCGAGAGCGAUAUCGAUAAUCUGGUGGGGAUGCUCAAGGUGUGGGAUGUCUUCCCGCAGGGCUUCUUCAUCGAUAAUGUGGUCCGGGUGGCGAAGCGGGAGCUGCAAUGGGAGGUGGAUUAUGCCCGGGAGGCGGAGUACACCGAAAAGUUCCGCCAGAUGAUAGCCCCCUAUCCGGAGUACUAUGUCCCGCGCGUCAUCCGGGAGCUGACCACGUCGAGUGUCCUCACCACCGAGUAUGUGCCGGGAGUGCCCCUAGACAAGUGCUUCGAUUUGAGCUACGAGCACCGCCAGCACAUCGCCGUCUCUGUCCUGAAGCUGUGCCUCCGAGAGCUCUUCGAGAUCGAGUGCAUGCAAACGGAUCCGAACUGGUCGAACUUCCUGUACGACGCCCCCAGCAAGCGGCUGAUGCUCAUCGACUUUGGAUCGACGCGGUUCUAUCGCCACGAGUUCAUCCGCAACUACCGGCAGGUGAUCAUCAGCGCCUCGGAGAACAAUCGGCAGGGUGUCCUCGAGAUGUCCCGCCAGAUGGGCUUCCUAACCGGCUACGAAACGAAACAGAUGGAGCAGGCCCACGUGGAUGCGGUGAUGAUUCUGGGGGAGAUCUUCCGCUACGAUGGGGAUUUCGAUUUUGGGAAGCAGAACACCACGGAGAGAUUGGCGGCUCUGGUGCCGACGAUGGUGGCCCAUCGGCUGUGUCCGCCGCCCGAGGAGAUCUACUCCAUUCACCGCAAGCUCUCCGGCAUCUUCCUGCUCUGUGCCCGCCUCAAUGUCCGGAUGAACUGUGUGCCCCUGUACAAGGAGAUAAUCCUGGGAAAGUUCAAGGAUUAGAGUGGGUUUAUGGGUUCUUGUUUCAUGUACUUUGUUGCCAGUGGGUUGGAAACUUGUAUCAAAAUGGCACAAAAAUAUAAUUUUUGUAUUUUUUUUUUAAUAAAUAAAUGAGUUAGAAACUUCUAUAAAUAUA
Messenger RNA from Drosophila ananassae, 2370 nucleotides. It is a transcript of the gene Coq8, whose product is annotated as atypical kinase COQ8B, mitochondrial. The transcript has 2 exons. Bases 192 to 2237 code for a protein of 681 amino acids. Gene Ontology annotation, biological process: ubiquinone biosynthetic process. The record is from RefSeq and is a predicted model, not a curated record. Gene Ontology annotation, cellular component: extrinsic component of mitochondrial inner membrane. NCBI's taxonomy places the organism in Eukaryota, Metazoa, Arthropoda, Insecta, Diptera, Drosophilidae. Gene Ontology annotation, molecular function: kinase activity.